AUGAAGCUCUCCAUCCUCCUCACCUCCGGGCUCGCCGCGGUGGCCAGCGCCAUCGCCAUUGGCGACCGCCCCGCCAACCGCAAGAGCUACUCCGGCUACAAGGUGUUCCGCGUCGAUGUCGAGAAUGAGGCAGUCGCUGAGCGCCUGAACAAGGUCAUCGAUACUCUGGGCCUGUCGACCUGGAAGGCCCGCCCGCGCGCCGGCUACACGGCUGAUAUCGUCGUCCCGCCGACGGCGCUGCUCCAGUUCGAGAGCGAGGUCGCCGACCUGAAGACGAUGACGAUGCAUGAGGAUCUGGAGAAGAGCAUUGAGGAGGAGUCGGCCUUCGGCAUCUAUGCUGCCGGUACUGCCAACGAGACGUGGUUCAACUCGUACCACGCGUACAACGACCAUCUUCAGUUCCUGCGCGACCUGCAGUCGUCGUACCCGGAUCGCUCCGCUAUCGUCACGGCCGGCAACUCAAACGGUGGCCGCGCCAUCACUGGCAUUCACUUCUGGGGCGACUCGGGCAAGGGCAAGCCCGCUGUUGUCUUCCACGGUACCGUCCACGCUCGCGAGUGGAUCACCACCAUGGUCGUUGAGUACUUCGCCUACUACAUGCUGACCAAUUCCAACACGACUGAGAUGAAGUCGUUCCUGAACAAAUACGACUUCUACUUCUUCCCAAUCCGUCUAGGCUUUGUCUACACCCAAACCAACGACCGCCUCUGGCGCAAGAACCGCCAGACCAACUCGGGCAGCAGCUGCGUCGGCCGCGAUAUCAACCGCAACUGGCCCUACCAGUGGUCAGUCUCGGGCGGUGCCUCGACCAACCCCUGCGCCGAGGACUACAAGGGUGCCAAGCAGAGCGACGCCCCCGAGACGACCGCUCUCGCCGCCUGGCUCACCAACAUCAAGUCUUCUCAGGGCAUCAAGCUGUACAUUGACUGGCACUCGUACAGUCAGCUGUUCAUGACCCCAUACGGCUACUCUUGCACUGCCCGCGCCUCGAAUAACGCCGAGCUGCAGUCUCUCGCGUCCGGCGCCGCCGCCGCCAUCAAGGCCGUCUAUGGCACUUCCUUCAAUACCGGCCCCAUCUGCAGCACCAUCUACAAGGCUACUGGCAACAGCGUCGACUAUGUCAAGGACGUUAUUGGCGCCACCUACGUCUUCACCGCUGAGCUGCGCGACAAGGGUAACUACGGCUUCCUGCUGCCUGCUAACCAAAUCAAGCCCAGCGGUGUUGAGGCUUGGGCGGGCGUAAGGUACCUGCUUUUGAACAUGAAGUAA
Thermochaetoides thermophila DSM 1495 is the source of this 1269-nucleotide messenger RNA. RefSeq lists its product as uncharacterized. The record is from RefSeq and is a predicted model, not a curated record. NCBI's taxonomy places the organism in Eukaryota, Fungi, Ascomycota, Sordariomycetes, Sordariales, Chaetomiaceae. Gene Ontology annotation, molecular function: metallocarboxypeptidase activity; zinc ion binding. Gene Ontology annotation, biological process: proteolysis. The transcript has 5 exons. Bases 1 to 1269 code for a protein of 422 amino acids.